ACCGGCCGCGCUCGCCGCCGCCAUUUUAGGUGCCGCUGGCGGGGGAGGGAGGGGAGGACCGGUGAGCGGAGCGGGGCAGCGCUUCUCCUCCCUCCUCUUCCUCCUCCUCCUCUUCGGGGCCGAGCCGUGCCCUCCGCCCGGCGCAGAGCGGAGCGCGGACCAGCGGGGGCGCCACAGCCGCCCCGGCAGCCGGGGGUGCGCGCUGCCCUGCACCGCUCCGCGCUGCCAUGCCGCCGCGCCGCCCGGGCAUGCCGCGUUCGCUGCUGCCGGCCCCCGCCGCCUGCCUGCUGCUCGCCGCGCUGCUCUGCGGAGGAGCGGCGGCCGCUCGAGUUAACAAGCAUAAGCCAUGGAUUGAAACAACCUAUCAUGGUAUAGUUACAGAAAAUGACAACACAGUGCUCCUGGACCCCCCUUUGAUAGCCCUGGACAAAGAUGCACCUCUGCGUUUUGCAGAGAGUUUUGAGGUGACAGUCACCAAAGAAGGUGAGAUUUGUGGAUUUAAAAUUCAUGGGCAAAAUGUUCCCUUUGAAGCAGUGGUAGUGGAUAAAUCCACUGGGGAGGGAAUAAUACGCUCUAAAGAAAAGCUUGACUGUGAGCUACAGAAGGACUACACAUUCACCAUACAGGCCUAUGACUGUGGCAAGGGACCAGAUGGAGCAAAUGCAAAGAAAUCCCACAAAGCCACAGUACAUAUUCAGGUGAACGAUGUUAAUGAGUACGCCCCUGUGUUCAAAGAGAAGUCAUACAAGGCAACAGUUAUUGAAGGGAAGAGGUAUGACAACAUCCUCAAAGUGGAAGCAGUGGAUGCAGACUGCUCACCCCAGUUCAGCCAGAUUUGCACUUACGAAAUUGUAACUCCAGAUGUACCUUUUGCUAUUGACAAAGAUGGUUAUAUAAAAAACACAGAAAAGUUAAACUAUGGUAAAGAACAUCAGUAUAAACUGACAGUAACAGCAUAUGACUGUGGGAAGAAGAGAGCUGCUGAGGAUGUGUUGGUUAAAAUUAGCAUUAAGCCUACAUGCAAGCCUGGCUGGCAAGGCUGGAGCAAAAGAAUAGAAUACGAGCCUGGUACUGGUGCAUUAGCUCUCUUCCCUGGUAUGCAUUUGGAGACAUGUGAUGAGCCAGUAACCUCAAUUCAAGCAACGGUGGAGCUAGAAACUAACCAUAUUGGUAAAGGCUGUGACAGAGACACCUAUUCUGAGAAAUCCAUUCACAGACUUUGUGGUGCUGCUUCUGGCACAGCUGAGCUACUUCCACCUCCGAGUAGUGCUGCUAACUGGACAAUAGGACUUCCUACAGAUAAUGGUCAUGACAGUGACCAAGUCUUUGAAUUCAAUGGCACACAAGCUGUGAAGAUCCCAGAUGGUGUUGUCACAGUCAAUCUAAAAGAGCCCUUCAUGAUUUCAGUAUGGAUGAGGCAUGGGCCUGGAACCAAAGAGAAAGAAACAAUUCUGUGCAAUUCAGACAAGACAGAUAUGAACCGGCACCAUUACACGCUCUACGUGCACAACUGCCGACUUGUUUUCCUCUUCCGCCAAGAUCCUUCGGAGGAAAAAACAUACAAACCUGCUGAGUUUCACUGGAAACUCAACCAAGUGUGUGACAAGGAGUGGCAUCAUUAUGUUGUCAGUGUGGAAUUCCCAGUGGUAACUCUCUAUGUGGACGGGGUUUCCUAUGAUCCUUUCCCAGUGACUGAGGAUUACCCACUUCAUCCCUCAAAGAUAGAGACGCAGCUAGUCGUUGGAGCGUGUUGGCAAGAAUAUACAGGAAAUGAAAAUGACAAUGAAACUGUGCCUGAGACCUCUGCAGGUGGUGAACUCCGCAUGGCUCAGUUUUUCCGAGGCAACCUGGCAGGUUUGAUGAUCCGUUCUGGUAAACUGGAGAACAAGAAGGUGAUAGAUUGCCUGUACACGUGCAAGGAGGGACUGGAUUUGCAGAUGGCUGAUGGUGUUGGCAAAGGCGUGAAGAUCCACAUGAACCCAAGUCAGUCAACGCUGACUGUGGAAGGGGAUGACAUUGACAGAGUUGACAAGGCCAUGCAGCACAUUUCCUAUCUGAAUUCCCGCCAGUUCCCAACACCUGGGAUUCGGAGGCUGAAAAUCACCAGUGUUGUCAAAUGUUUCAAUGAAGAUGCCUGUGUCUCCAUUCCUCCUGUGGAGGGGUAUGUAAUGGUCUUGCAACCAGAGGAACCGAAAAUCAGCCUUAGUGGCAUCAACCAUUUUGCCCGCUCUGCUUCAGAGUUUGAGAGUUCCGAGGGUGUUGCCCUCUUCCCUGAGCUUCGCAUCAUAAGCACCAUUACACGGGAGGUGGAGCCAGAGGGAGAUGGAGAUGAAGAUCCUACAGUCCAAGAGUCGUUGGUAUCUGAAGAGAUCAUGCAUAACCUGGAUACGUGUGAGGUGACAGUGCUAGGAGAGGAGCUGAAUCAGGAACAGGAAAGCCUGGAGAUUGAUAUGACACGAUUACAGCAGAAGGGCAUCGAGAUGAGUAGUUCCAACCUGGGCAUGAUAAUCACAGGGGUUGAUACUAUGGCCAGUUAUGAAGAAGUUUUGCACUUGAUACACUACAGAAACUGGCACACUGCUUCCCUCUUUGACAGAAAGUUCAAGUUAGUGUGUUCUGAGCUUAAUGGGCGCUAUGUCAGCAACGAGUUUAAAGUGGAGGUGAACGUCAUCCACACCGCUAACCCGGUUGAGCACGCCAAUCACAUAGCCGCACAGCCGCAGUUCGUGCAUCCGGUGCACCACACGUUUGUUGAUCUCUCUGGUCACAACUUGGCUAAUCCUCACCCAUUUUCAGUCGUUCCAAGCACAGCCACUGUUGUGAUUGUGGUGUGUGUCAGCUUCCUGGUUUUCAUGAUUAUUCUGGGAGUGUUCCGAAUCCGAGCUGCACAUCAGAGAACGAUGCGUGACCAGGACACUGGGAAGGAAAACGAGAUGGACUGGGAUGACUCUGCUUUGACCAUCACUGUGAACCCCAUGGAGACUUAUGAGGAUCAACACAGCAGUGAAGAGGAGGAGGAGGAAGAGGAAGAAGAAAGUGAAGAUGGAGAAGAAGAUGACAUCACUAGUGCAGAGUCUGAAAGCAGCGAGGAGGAAGAGGGAGAGCAGGAGGAGGACCAACAGAAUGUUAAUAGACAGCAACAGCUGGAAUGGGAUGACUCUACCCUCAGUUACUGAUUCUAGCUGUCCCUUUGUCUUUAUGUUUCUGCUCUAGAAGACUCCACUGUAACACACUCCAUUGUUACCAAGGAUUCAUGGUGUUUAAACAAAACAAAAUUCAUUCUGGCCAGUAGAUUCGAGCCCCACACAUCCCCGUGUUUGUGUUCUGUCAGCUAGUUCCUGAUGCUGUUCCUAGAGCUGUAGUUAGCCCCUCUCCUCCUUCAGCCAUGCCUCAGUGACUGGAUUUGUUUUACCGCUAUGUGAGGAACCACCUUGCACUUUUCUCUUCAUGUCAUCUCAGCUGGCUGACUCGACAGGUCUGUAGCCAUUGCACAUGAAUUUCUGAACUGUUUUUUUUGCUCAGUGAAACGAACUUGGCUUUGUUUCCUUAUUUUCUCUUUCUAAAAGAUGCAAAGAUUGCUUGUCGACAAAGGGUAAAGCUGCUCCGUUCAGCCUCUUCAUUUGUUUUCUUUCCCCCAAAUUAGUGCAUGUGUAAAGUGGCAGAAUGAGGAUAAUAUGUAGAAGAUUAACAGACUUUUUAAUAUUUUGUAAAUAUCUUGGAAUUAUGUAAUUAUGUCAUUUGUGGUAGUGAAAACAGGGAUUUGGGGUUUCAAACAUGCUCAAGUAAAGCAAUCAUGCAGCAUGAAAUA
This is a messenger RNA of Neopsephotus bourkii (Bourke's parrot), 3808 nucleotides long. It is a transcript of the gene CLSTN1, whose product is annotated as calsyntenin 1. The transcript is spliced from 19 exons. Gene Ontology annotation, biological process: positive regulation of synapse assembly; homophilic cell-cell adhesion; positive regulation of synaptic transmission. Gene Ontology annotation, molecular function: amyloid-beta binding; X11-like protein binding; calcium ion binding. Bases 228 to 3176 code for a protein of 982 amino acids. The record is from RefSeq and is a predicted model, not a curated record. Gene Ontology annotation, cellular component: postsynaptic membrane; cell surface. Lineage: Eukaryota; Metazoa; Chordata; Aves; Psittaciformes; Psittacidae.